Messenger RNA from Metarhizium brunneum ARSEF 3297, 3747 nucleotides. RefSeq names its product Clustered mitochondria (gene clu1). Gene Ontology annotation, cellular component: cytoplasm. The record is from RefSeq and is a predicted model, not a curated record. Gene Ontology annotation, biological process: intracellular distribution of mitochondria. NCBI's taxonomy places the organism in Eukaryota, Fungi, Ascomycota, Sordariomycetes, Hypocreales, Clavicipitaceae. Gene Ontology annotation, molecular function: mRNA binding; protein binding.
AUGGCCGCCCCAGAACAGGUUCCAAAUCCCACGGCCGCGGGUGCAGAGGCUGCCCAAAAGUCUGCCAAUCCCAUGGCUGUCGGUACCGAGUCCGAUUUGGACGCUGAAGCAGAGAACGGUGCUGAAGCUUUGAUAAACCUGUCAAUUGUCCUGCCUGAUUCGAAUGCGACAAGGAUGCAAAUAAUGGUCUCGUCUCAGGAGCAAGUCCACGAGGUCCGCCAAUCCAUUAUCGACUUGCCUGCAGCAUUUCGCUAUACCUGUUUUCAUCUCGAGUAUCAAGGCAACAAGGUCAACGACUUUAUUUCGAUCGCCGAGAUUCCCAAUCUCGAACCCGAGCCCGAGUUCCGUUUGAUAGAAGACCCGUAUACGGAGAAGGAGGCACGAAUCCAUCUUGUGAGGAUUCGCGAGCUCAUUGGUGCUGCCGGUGAUCGCGUAGACGUUUAUCAAGGUGUUCUCCCUGGGCUCUCGCUCUUUGAAAGCGUCGCUCGGCAGACCCAGAAAAUUUCUGGUGCUGCUCAAGACGCAUCACCCCUGAAAGACUACGACUUCCAGUCUGCUCCGUCCUUAAAUAAUCUUGUCCCCGACUUCUUUGAACCCGGGCCAAAAACGGUCAAAUCUGUUGCUCUUUCUUCGUGGAAUCCUCCGCCAUGCCACUUGAGACAACGCGGCCACCUGCUCUACAUUGUAGUCAGCACCAAUGAGGGGGAACAGUUCCAAAUCACCUCUCAUGUAUCGGGCUUCUUUGUGAACAAGUCAUCAAACGCUAAGUUUGACCCGUAUCCUCGAGCGUCACCUAAAGGAUACUCCGCUCACUCUCUGCUGGAGCUCAUUACUCUCAUCUCACCUUCUUUCUCGGAUACAUUUCAACAGCUGCUGGAGUAUAAUAAUCAAAGAGAUCCUUUAGCAACAUUUCAAAUAACCAAUACCGUUCCAUCAGCACCAUGGGCGGUGCCUUCGCCAACGUCAGCUUUGUGUGCUCAUGUCGCUGACCCUACACGUCCCCAAGAAACUUUGUUGCUCUCCGGAGUCGAGAACACAGAUACCUUGCGUGACUGGAAUGAAGAGUUCCAAUCAGCCAAAGAAUUGCCGAAAGAAACUGUGCAAGAUCGAGUGUUCCGCGAGAGAUUGAUAUCGAAGCUAUUCGCAGACUACAAUGACGCUGCUACCAAGGGCGCAGUGAUGGUCGCACGUGGGGAGAUUGCACCUCUGAAUCCCACGGAGGGUAGAGACGCUCAGAUAUUUGUGUACAACAACAUUUUCUUUUCCUUUGGUGCCGACGGCGUCGGUACUUUUACAUCUGAGGGCGGUGACGAAGCCGCCAGAGUUGCGACCGGGAAAGAUGUUGCUGGGGUAAGACUGGUUAAUCAGCUGGACAUUGAGGGCUUGUUUGCUCCUGCUACUGUUGUUGUCGACUAUCUUGGUAAACGAAUUGUUGGUCAGAGCAUCGUGCCUGGUAUUUUCAAACAACGCGAGCCGGGAGAAAACCAGAUUGACUAUGGUGCUGUCGAUGGCAAGGAUAUUGUUGCAGAUGAUGAGCGUUUUGCCGCGUCAUUCGCGCAGUUGUCAAAGGCCCUCAAAGUAAAGAAACAUCCAGUCUGGGACAAGGACGGAAAGCGAUUUGACUUGGAGGCUAGUGUUGAGACAAAAGGCCUUAUGGGAACUGAUGGGCGAAAAUAUGUUCUAGAUCUUUACCGGAUCACACCUUACGAUAUCAAUUGGCUUGAGGAAACGAAGCUUCAGGCCGAGAAGGGACAUUCCAAGGCAUAUCCCCAUCGUAUGACCGUCCUAAGACCGGAGCUCGUUGACUCGUUCGCUCGCUUCAAGAUGAAGCAGUGGGUUGACGCUGAACUUGCACUCCGUGACCGGACAAAAGCGGACGAAGAUGUUAAUAACGAGUCCAAGGAAGCAUCCGACGAAGGGAAGUCAAAAACACAACUUGACCUCUCCGAUUUCAAAUUCUCGCUGAAUCCCGAUGCCUUUAGCGGCCAAGUCCCUCAAUCGGAUGAGGAAAAGGUGCAACUUGAGGAGGAUGAAAAGGAGGUGCGGGAAGCCGGGAAUUAUUUGCGUAACCAGGUGAUUCCAGACCUGUUGCGGGAGCUCUCUGACUCUGAUAUCAGCUUCCCAAUGGAUGGCCAGUCUCUAAGCCGCCUAUUGCACAAACGAGGUAUCAAUGUUCGAUAUCUCGGAGCGGUCGCUUCUCGGGCUACCGAUGGAAGGUUGCGUUGCCUCCAGGAGAUCUGCAUACAGGACAUGGUUGCUCGUUCAUUCAAGCAUGCGGCCGCUGUCUAUUUGAGGGACCUCCCAGUUCCUUUCACGGCCUCCUGUAUAUCACAUCUCCUCAACUGUUUGCUUGGCUAUGAGAUGAACGCCAAGCCCAAGGCUGAAGUUGAUACCUCGCUCAAGUCUCUAUAUUCUGACUCCGAUUUGUCCUUUGAGCUGGUCACUCCUGGAGAGCUUAGGGUCAGCAUCGAGGAACAGGUUCUCAAACGCUUCAGAUACAAACUGGAGGAUGGCUGGCUUAAUACCAUUCGCAAGUUCCAGCUAUUACGUGAGAUUUGCCUGAAAAUUGGUAUCCAAAUCCAAGCAAAAGACUACAGCUUCGACGAAAGGACAAAGCCUUCUUAUCAAUCUACUGAAACCGUUUCUAAGCAAUCGAACGGGCAGCAAAAUGGAGAGUCAAAGGACAAAAAGAAAAAGAAGAAGGGCCAGGAAACGUCAACUGUCGCAGCUACAUUGAGCACUGUGAACACGGUCUUUUCCCCUGAGGACGUGGUUGACGUAGUCCCCGUUAUCAAACACUCUGCGCCACGAAGUUCUCUAGCAGAGGAAGCCCUCGAGGCCGGACGUCUUUCAAUAAUCCAAAAUCAGAAGAAGCUGGGGCAGGAACUUCUUCUCGAAUCCCUAUCACUGCACGAGCAGAUUUACGGAAUUCUGCAUCCGGAGGUAGCUAGAGUAUACAACAGCUUGUCAAUGCUAUACUACCAACUGGAUGACAAGGAAGCGGCUGUUGAAUUGGCCAGAAAGGCUAUUGUCGUCGCUGAGCGCACUGUUGGUAUUGACUCUGCCGAGACAUUACUUAACUACCUCAACUUGAGCUUGUUUCUGCAUCAAGUAGGAGAUAGCAGAGGGGCCUUGGCAUAUUCAAAGCAUGCGUUGGUGCUUUGGAAAAUCAUCUACGGACCAGGCCAUCCUGACUCUAUUACAACGAUCAAUAACGCAGCCGUCAUGUUGCAACACCUGAAGCAGUAUCAUGAGUCGAGGUUGUGGUUUGAAGAAUCACUCCGCGUGUGUGAAUCUGUGUUUGGCAAACAAUCCAUCAACUCGGCAACAUUGCUGUUCCAGCUGGCGCAAGCUCUCGCUUUGGACCACGAUUCAAAGGGAGCCGUGAACCGCAUGCGUGAAUCGUACAACAUAUUCCUCAGUGAACUCGGACCGGACGAUAAGAACACGAAAGAAGCCGAAAGCUGGCUGGAACAGUUGACACAGAAUGCCGUGUCAAUUGCCAAACAUGCCAAGGAUGUCGAAUCUCGCCGCAUUCGUUCGGGCAUUCGCUUUCCAGCAACUGUUCCGCCGGAACAACAACCUGGCGCUCGGUCGCAGCGCAUGACCCAGCCGUCACAGAUUGAUGCACGAAGCAUUGAUGAGUUAAUCAAGUUCAUCGAAGGGGGGGAUCAAAAGUCCAAGGCCUCAAAGAAGCGACCGGGUCGAGGAAACCCGAAGCGCCGGGGACAGUCAACAUCGGCAUAA